AUGGCCGAAGUCCAAUACAAUUUCCAGAGCGCUGUUUGGCACUACACGUACCGACAUGGGCCAGAAGCCGGCGUCGUCUUCCUCGAGUCCCCCCAGCGCUUCUGGAGUAACCAGCGCGGCUCCAUCGUCCUGCGGCAAGUCAACUCUACGAGCGCCAACAAGGCAUGGGUCAAUCGAGACCCUUCACUCGUGAAAAGGUGCCGAAGCGACCUCGAUCAGAGCAGUGGCGACGGUAGAGUCGACUUUCCCACCCUCUCUGACGCACACGGCCUCCUCAUAAAGAACGGCUGGGCUACCCCAGCCACAGAGUGCAAGUCGGGAGCCUCACCAACAAGGCAUAACAACAAUGACGAUGGCCACGGUGGUGGUGGUGGUGGUGGUGGUGCUGACCGACCUCUCGUCCCGUACCGUCGCGGUGAGCGCAUCUGGGUAGAGCACAGCCUCCAACCGUCUGAUGCGGAGGGCGACGAUGGCUCCAUCCCCGUUAUCAGCAUCGAUACCCUCCGUCAUUUCCGGGUACCGUCACGGUACAUCUGCUUCGUGCCGCAGCUUGUCCGGCCAAGCUUCGAGACGCUCCCACUUCCCCGAGGCAUCUCGCCGUCGGUAUUCGCCACGCCUGUCGGUCCAGCACAUGACAUGAGCGUCCGCGGGUGCCGGUAUAAGAUGCAGGCGUACUUUGAGUGGCCAUCGAAUCAGCCUGCUAGAGCGACUUGCAAGUGGGAGACUUGGCCGUCGUUGCCGUCAUCAUCGUCAGCAACGGCAGAGGGGGUGGUGGUGCCGAGGUUGCCGACAAGGUUUCAUCCCCUGGCGGACGUCGAGGAGAGGAGGAGGCUGUUUCGGCAUCACUGGGCUAUCCUGAGUGGGCAGUUUAGUGUCGCGCUGGAUGAUGACGCUGAGUCUAUUGACGAGAUUGACCUCGUCGAAAGGGGUAUUCGACAUGUUGAUAUUGCUGUUGCGCUUUAA
Molecule: messenger RNA, 963 nt
Organism: Geosmithia morbida
Lineage: Eukaryota; Fungi; Ascomycota; Sordariomycetes; Hypocreales; Bionectriaceae
Exons: 1
Coding region: 1-963 (320 amino acids)
Source: RefSeq, a predicted model, not a curated record